AUGUACGGAUCCUCGCCUUUCGUGUCCAUGUCGUCAUCCGGUAGGGCCUCGCCGAGUAACGAGCCCUCAACUGUGAUCCCGUUUGACGACAAGCCGGUCUCUGCGCACGGUGAUUUGGCAAGCGUCCGAGACCCCUUGCUGGAAGGGUUCGUCAUUUCAGACGACCCGGAACGCAUCCAGGAGAACGUCUACGUCAUCCUGGGUCACGGCAGCAUGCAGCGGCACGUGCUGCUCUGCGGCACGCUCUCCUUCUUCGUGAUGCUCCUCAACACGCUCGAGUACAAAGUCAUCGGCCAUUUCGUUGACCACUGGUGUCGACCCCCGGACGAGCUGCGCCACCUGAACGCCACGGCCUGGAAGGUCAUGGCCAUACCUGUCGAGCCGAACGGCAACUUCAGCCGCUGUAACGUCUACGACCCACCCGUACAGGAUGGCCCGGACGAAGAACGGCGCCAGGUGCCGUGUCGCGCCUGGGACUACGACACCGAUCGUCUCGAGGACAGCAUAGUGAGCCGCUGGGACCUGGUGUGCGACAACGCCUGGCUGUCCCCGCUUUCCUCGCUCACCUACAUGUUGGGCGCCGUGCUGUUCACUCCGGUGGCCGGUUACCUCGCCGACCGCGUCGGCCGCACACCCAUCAUCAAGAUCGCCAUGAGCACGCUCCUGGUCGCCAGCAUUGGCGCUUGCGUGGCCGACACCUUCUUGCUCUUCCUGCUGACUAGAUUCGUCGUGUCGGGCUCCGCGCACUCCAUCGUAAUGGUGCUCUACAUACUGCUCUACGAGGUCACGGGCAGCGAACACCGGACACGGUUCGCCAUCAUCGACACGGCAAUCGCGUUCACGCUGGCGCCGCGCAUCGUCAACGGCCUGUCCCGACUCACACCGCGCUGGAGCCUCGUCCAGGCCGCCGUCCUCCUCCCGACUGCAGUGCUCGCCUUCUGGUGCUACCAGCUCGACGAGUCUCCCGCCUGGCUGUUGGCCACGUGGAACAUCGCGGAGGCUGAGCGCUCCUUGAUGCUGGCCGCCAAGCGCAACGGGCUCGACUUGGACCGAGCAAUGAACAGCUACCGGCAGCUGCGCGAGCAGUUGCUCAGGCAGGAGAUGAGGAUGGCGAAGCCGGGCGAAGCCUCCGGCUUCACUGCCGAUGGUCACGUCCAAGCAGCCUUCCUAUUCCAAACCCGAAUCGUCUGCGUGGCCCUGUCUUGGUUCACCCUGACUAUGGUCUUCUACACUUUCACACUUUCUCCGGCUUCGGACGCCGACAACACCCUGGAGAUCGCGCAUCUGGUCCUGCAGGUAUACAGUCUAAUGUCUCUAUAACGAAGCUCUCGGGACGUCCUAAAUACUUCGUUAUGCAGCUUACUUCGUUGUAAAGGCCACGCACCAUACCGCUCACAGUGGGGCAGGCUAAGCAGGAUAAAUA
Molecule: messenger RNA, 1423 nt
Organism: Dermacentor andersoni
Lineage: Eukaryota; Metazoa; Arthropoda; Arachnida; Ixodida; Ixodidae
Product: steroid transmembrane transporter SLC22A24-like
Biological process (GO): transmembrane transport
Molecular function (GO): transmembrane transporter activity
Source: RefSeq, a predicted model, not a curated record